AUGUCACGUCCUAGCUCCAUAUAUAGACCUGGGAAUUCAUCUUUAAAUAGUCGUCGGGUUCAUCAUGUUAUUCCGCAGGAUCUGUUUCCAUUGUUGGAUUUCAAGGAAAUAUCAAUUUGUUUACAAAGUUGUGACUUCAUAGCUAAUGAAGAAUUAGUAUCAAGACCUACCAGUCAAUAUAUCAAAACAUUGCUAGAGCAAUUUCUAGAUUCCUUCAUGGGACUAUCUGCUGACAAUAUUAAUGGAAUGGUUAGGAAUGUAAACAAGAAUGACCUAUCUAUGACAAAGACAGAUGCUGAUAUGGCAGACGAUCCGGAGAAUGGUGAAUCACAAAUAGAAGACGAUGAUGAUAUAACUUCAAGCGUACGUUUAAUAUUGCUUCACAGAGGAGCAUAUGAGUUUUUUCUGAUAUGCGGAAUCAACGAUUUUACCUUGAUGGACAUUAUGAGACCUGAACCACAGAGAAUAAGGAGAAUAUUGAGUGCCGUUGUAAAUUAUGCAAGAUUUAGGGAAGAGAACUCCGUAGAGUGUGAAAAGCUUGUUAGCAUAAGUGAAGGUAAUCUAGAAAAAUUGAAGAGUGUCCAAAACGAGAAUAGUAGGCUUUCGAAUCAGAUCAAUGAUUUGAAAUACAAAAUUGAAGCCAACGAGACAGAUGGAGGAAAUAAGAAGGCCACAUUGAAGCAAAUAAAUACCUAUAAUUCUAAAUUGGAAAAUGAAUUGAAGAAGCUAAAAAAGAAUCAAGAAAUAUUGACAUUGGAGCAUUCAAAGUAUAAGGAUGAAAAGAGAAGAUUGAUUGAAAAAUUGGAAGAUCACAAUUAUUUAAUAAUGGAAUCAAAUAAAGAGUUGGAUAAAUUAAAAAGCUAUCUAUUAUCUAAUCCUGAAAUUCUUACAAAAAUUAUUGAGGACUUAAAGACCAAUUUGAGCGAACAUCAAACCAACUUGGCUGACUUAGAAUCGAAGAAUAAGAAUAUGACCAUAAGCAUAGAGUCAUUUCAGUUAGUAGAGCAAGAGUUGAAAAAUUUAUUUAGGAUUUUAGAAGAAGUAUUGAACGAUUUGACUAAAGAAGAAACUUCUUUGGAUAAAUUGAACAAAUAUCAAGAAUUCAAAGAACAGCAAAAUUUGACUUUAAAUGAUUUGAAUAGACAAAUACAACAAAUCACAAGACAACUCAAUAAUACAGAAGAAAAGAUAAAAAGGUUAAGACAUCAAUCAAGUGAGAGGAGCGAAGCCAGUAAACAAAAAUUAAUUUCCUUAAAAGAUGGUUACGACACUUUGGUUAAAGAGCGUAAAGUUAAAGAACAAGAAUUAAAUAAGAAAAAAGAUUUCAUAAGUGAAUUAGAAACCAAGAUGAAUGGAGAGAGAAACAAUUUUCAAAUAGAGCUAAGAAAUGCAGAGUUAGCAGUUGCUAAAUUAAAUUCUCAUGUUAAACUCUAUUUAACUGAAAUGAAUAAAAAAGUGGAUUGA
Molecule: messenger RNA, 1464 nt
Organism: Debaryomyces fabryi
Lineage: Eukaryota; Fungi; Ascomycota; Pichiomycetes; Serinales; Debaryomycetaceae
Gene: NUF2
Product: kinetochore-associated Ndc80 complex subunit
Exons: 1
Coding region: 1-1464 (487 amino acids)
Biological process (GO): mitotic spindle organization; kinetochore organization; attachment of mitotic spindle microtubules to kinetochore
Cellular component (GO): kinetochore; Ndc80 complex
Molecular function (GO): protein-containing complex binding
Source: RefSeq, a predicted model, not a curated record